Messenger RNA from Westerdykella ornata, 549 nucleotides. RefSeq lists its product as uncharacterized. The coding region runs from base 1 to 549 and encodes 182 amino acids. The transcript has 2 exons. The record is from RefSeq and is a predicted model, not a curated record. Lineage: Eukaryota; Fungi; Ascomycota; Dothideomycetes; Pleosporales; Sporormiaceae.
AUGGCAUUCAAACCCUUCAUCGUCGUCACAUUGGCUGUCGAAUCGCUCAAGGUAUCAGUGCCUUUCUACGAGGCGUUGGGUUUCCGGAGGCAUGAGCAGAUGGGCGACGAGAGUGCGAGGUACAUGAUGCUGUCGGAGCAGAUUGGGGUGUACCUGACGGCUGCCAUAGUGGAGCAACUUCCCCUGCUCAUUUCCCGCCAUCCUCAUCUUCCUGAGCACCUUCCCAUUCCGAACCCUGCACUGAUAAUCGCACUUGCCAGGGAAAACCCUACUUUCAAGAGAUUCAUACCCUCAAGCAAAUCCAUCGUGAACGCGCACGCCGCCACCGAGACAUUCCUGUCUAUCCUCGUCGAGAAGCGCGAGGAUGUCGAUCGUGUCGUUGAUUUGGCGCUUGAGCGGGGCGGGAAGAAGUAUCCGACCAGUUUGGGGAAAAUUGACAGGUUGUAUACGCGGGGAAUUGAGGACCCGGAUGGACAUAUUUGGCAGGUCGGGUGGAUGGGGGAGUUGUUGGACCGAAGGCGGAAAGGAGAAGGAGGGGAAGGGGUGUGA